GUAUAUAGACCGAGUAGUGGACGUUUUCUCAACGUGCGCGCCACGAAGCCACUCCUAUUUUGGUGACGAGGCUACCCUUCAAAUACGCUUCCAUGCCCCGGGAUAGACCGUUCGAGCUAGUCGCCUUAGUGAUUUUGCUUGAUCCGCUACUAUAGAGCGCCAUUGAACAAUAUUGAAUAUGUACACACAGAUGCUUGGCAUUUUGCUAAAGGUUUGGGCAAGCUUCCCGCAUCCGCGCCUAAUCUCGCCCGCCUCGAAAUGAAUGAAUGAAAGUCUCCCAAGCUCUCCCUUCAUUCAUGGUGAUGGAUGGAUCCAUCCAUCCACCUAUCCUUUCGGGUUCGCUUCCACAUACCACUGGCUUGGCGAGAUCAAAGUCAAGGUGAUCCCUGUAAGAAAAGCGUUUUCUCGUCUCCAGUUGGAUUGUCUGCCGCAGCUCCUUAUUUCACCAAUAUUCCUGAAGGUUGAUAGAAGCUACCGUACUAGGUUCAAGGCAACGGCGUCACAGUCCUCCGUACGAUGCAUGUAUUAUUUCCGUCAAUCCAGGGAUCCUCACCAUGCACGGUUCUGGUGGUCAUCAAUGCUCCAGGGGGACAAUUGACGAUCCCUUCAAUAAAAUAUAUCACAUUGGGUGCCAGCAACUCCAUAAACGACCCCGUAUCACAGAAUAGCUAGAUCUCUCAUCGCGAUCUCGAAAGUUCAA
Molecule: messenger RNA, 700 nt
Organism: Fusarium verticillioides 7600
Lineage: Eukaryota; Fungi; Ascomycota; Sordariomycetes; Hypocreales; Nectriaceae
Exons: 2
Coding region: 263-598 (111 amino acids)
Source: RefSeq, a predicted model, not a curated record